Messenger RNA from Vitrella brassicaformis, 1725 nucleotides. The record is from the annotation of a GenBank genome assembly. Lineage: Eukaryota; Vitrellaceae.
CUUCCCUGGCGCUAACGGGGAGAUCAUCCUUCCUCCAUUCCGGUUUGUGCAUCUCCCUGAGCUCUUCCCCUCAAAGAUCCUCUCCCUCGCUUCCUCACUGGUGAUCAUGCGCGCCGCCAUUGUGCUCGUCGCCCUUGCCCUCGUGUGCAUCUCUCGUGUGAACACGGUUCCACUCAGCACCACCAGCAGAGAAGGCCGACAGUGGGAAGAGACAGGGUGUGAGUAUCCCAGCGGCUCGGGAAACAACGAGCCACUCAUCUGGGUUGAGAACAUUGCCGCGCCUGGCGGCGUCGCGGACAACUGGGGUAAGCAGAAGAGUACAGGCGUCUCCGGGCACGUGGGCAUCAUUUGGUAUGUGUGGGCCUGCAGGAUACAUUGGAUGCGGGAACAAUGGCAACAUCUACAGAAUCUUCUCCAAUCACGUCCACCGCGGCACAGAGCACAGCCUGUCUGACGAGAAGUAUAAGAGGAGUCUGAAGGUGGCCACGACACACAUGAGACACUCCUUAUCUAUCUAUCUAUCUACCUAUCUGUCCUCCCUCCCUGCAGGACCUUUCUGGUGAGUUCAAGAAGGAUGCAUACGCCAAGGUGAGUGAACAUAAUGGCUGCUGCACAUCGUGAUGCAGCCAUCCACGUGCAUAUAUGGUGCUCUGCCUCAGUUUGCGGAGCUGCAUCUCAAGGAAUUCCAGUGGGACCCAGAGAAGACAAGGAUGAAUAGCGAAGAGGAGAAAGAACAAAAGCACAUCGGUAAGUUGACAUAUGGGUACAACAAGAGCAGAGCAGACCUGUCCCUCCUGUGUGUGCCGUGCGCGCAGGUGUCUCUGCCCAAGAUCUGAAGCAAGCGUUUCCAGGUAAGAGAUCAAACGGACACGUACGUUUCUGGCCGACAUGUGAUGGCUUUCCGUCUGUGACUAUUUCAGAUGCCGUCAACGUGUAUAUGGAGGCCGCGGGCGAGGGAUCCACAGCCACCGACGUCCACUACGUCGACACGGAUUACAUGAGCUAUCUCCAGAUGGCGGUCAUCCAGCAGCUGCAGGCGGAGGUCGCGGCCCUCAAAGCCCAAGUGACCAAGAUGGGGGAACGCUCCCUCCGCUAAUCGACAUAUGCAUGCUUAUCUGGUUGAGUGCUGCGCUGUUGGGCGUGAUCGGUUGGCUGUAUUGUGCAUGAUUCAUGAAUGUGUGCACCCGAAUCGACUUCCUGGCUAGCUACAUCGUUGUAGCGUUAUUUGUCUUGUUGUUCACGAGAGGAAGGUCACACCCAUGGGUGUGAACCCGUGGCUGCGUUCCCUUGCUGACCCAUCCACUAGCCUUAGUACUCCUCAGUUAUUUGUGAGUGACCGUCCACAUUAUCAUCAUCGUAUGACUCACUCGGUCGUGUAUUUGUCACUCCUAGUGCAUGAUGUGUCUCUGUGCUCUCGGCGACCAAACCAGGGAGUCGUACGAUAGCUCAAGAGAGCCAAACCUGCCUAAACAGACAGACAGAUGAGUGCGUGAGCGUUGUUCUGUGUGUGUAUGUGUAUGUGUGUGUGUGUGUGUGUGUGUGUGCUGUCGAGUAGUCAGAGAUUCUCCAAAGCGGAGAGCUGGCAGGUCGGCAGGGACAAAUUCGUGAUUGGAAUUCAUUGUGCGUGAGUGCGUGUGACGUGGUGAUGCACAUUGUAUGGCGCGACACACGACGGGACACACGAGACAUGCAUCGGGAUGAGAGCACUGAAUCUUCGAAGUCAAC